Molecule: messenger RNA, 6050 nt
Organism: Schistosoma guineensis
Lineage: Eukaryota; Metazoa; Platyhelminthes; Trematoda; Strigeidida; Schistosomatidae
Source: the annotation of a GenBank genome assembly
ACUGUCUAACUACAAAGUAAACUGAACAUUGAUGUGGCGAGUUAAUUACUCUUCAAAAUACAGUAAAAAAUUGUUACGCAAAUGAGUUUUUGGGAUAAAAGUGAAAUUUCAGUGGUAAAAUAUGUUCAUUUGAAUACCUGAGAUCAUGAUAAGAACACUAGAUACCGAAUGAAUUUAUAUUAACCGAGAAAUAUGCAUACAACACAAAAACGGUACUGUACUCAGAAUCAGCCGACAACAGUCACAAUUGAUUCUUCUGUUAAUGAAAUGGAAAAUGAAGACUGGAAUAGAUUUCUGGAAAAUGACUUUACUAAAUUUAUGGGGAUUACUUCACGGCAAAAUUAUCCAUUUAACGAUCAAUCUAUUAUAUAUAAUCCAAAUGAUACCAGUACUACUUCUAAUAUCAUUAAUAAUAACAACAUUCCUAUCACAUAUAAAAUGAAUGAUAAUAAUAAAAGUGGCAGUGUAAAUAAAAAUAUUUUGGGACACGUCAAGGAGUUGCGAGAAAAUUGUUCUAAUGACAGUAAUCUAGAAAUUACUUCUAAUUGUGAUUGCUCAGAUAAUGAUCUAUCAUGGACAAAGGAUGUUUUCAAUUCAAAGCAUUAUACCACUAGCUCUCUUGCUUUGACAAGUGGAUUUAUCAAUGACACAAAAACACAAAAUAAUCAUCCAGUCAGUAAUGAAUUUAUUUCUGGUGAAGAUUAUCAACAAUCUAACUAUCUCUAUGAUCAACAUUUUAAUUCUACACCUGUACAAUUAUGUUCACAAACUGAUUAUUCUGUAAUGAGAACUGUGAAUUAUCCUUAUAUUAUUAAUAACGAACAUCCACAUUAUCUUAGUGAGUACAUUCAAUCAAGUGACACAGAGUAUUCAAAUUAUCAUAAUAAUCUUCAUAUAGAUUUAAGAUCAAAUGUCUCUGAUUUUACCGAUACUAGUAUUGCUAGUGAUCCAGAUUAUCAGAACCAAAGCGAAUCAAAAGCAAAGUCAUCAUUCAUGUUUUUAAAUGAUCACUUAUGUGCACCACAAGCACCAACCAUAGAAAAUUUAAAGUCAUGCAAUCCUUUAAGCCAGGAAGAUUCCUUUGAGAAUGGAUGGCUUGAUGGUCAAAACAGAACACAUUAUUGUGCUAACUGGUCAGUCGAUUGGACAAAUAAUACUGAGUCAAAUAGUCGACCAAACUAUCACUCAUGUAAUUCAAAGCAUAUUCCUAUAAACUUUGACAGUUUCCGAUGUCUAGGCGCCACUUCUUAUUUCGAUGCUAGAAGUUCGAAUUGUAAAAAAGACUGUCUAGUUACAAAGAAUAGUGAAUCGGUUGACCACCCACAUAAAGGAGCGCCAAACAUAUCUAGUAAUCACCAGUUUGAUUCAGGACCCAAACUGUGUAACGAAUUUGAUAGUUCCUUAUCUCCACAAACAGAGUCAACGAAGCUAUGCAAUGUUACUUCUAAUACCGGUUCAGAGGUACCCAUUCCUAACGCUUUCAACUUGUCGAGUGGUGCAUACUUUUGGCUAUAUAACUCCCAGUGCAAAGGUCCAAAGGCCUCUCCAUUAAUAAGCUUGACAAACACAAUGAUUUUGAAUAAUUCAGCUGAAGAUGAUCAAUCAAGUUUGACAGAAAAUUGCACUUCAAGUGUCUAUCAAGAUGAUUUCGUGUCUUCUAGUGCUUCUUCUCGUGUUAUUAAUCCAGUAAUACAUUAUCCUAUAUCCCCAUUAUCCUUGCCAGGAUAUCCAUUUGUCGUUUUUGAAGAUCCUGUUCAAAGAAGAUAUGAUUUAGUUCAUUGCUCGAAAUUGCGUCGAGGUGACGGUAAUGAUGUGACUCCAAAUUUAAUGCGUUUGCGUUCUAUGGGGGAAGAACUUGCUCAUUUGAAUAGAAAUAUCACAGCUCAAGGUGAGUUGAUCGCUACAGGUGCAAGUUCGGUGCUUGAUCAGCCAGAUAUGAAUUUGGAUUUUAAGGUGAUUCAGGAUCUUUCUGGGAGUAUCUUCAAUUCCAAAAUAGUUGAACAGGCAAAACGCGAAAAAAACAAGUUGGCUAGCAAGUAAGUCUUAUUAUACUAGGUUUCAGGAGUUAAAUAUUUUAAAUCAAACAUAUUCAUUGCUUUGAGUGAAGUAACAGGCGUCCACUUCUUAUCAUUUAACUAUAGACAUCAUGAUCAAUAAGUUGUCUAUUUACUGCAGGUCGACAUGAAAACAUUCCCUGUUAUUAUACUCAUUGAAAACACAGAUCAAAAGAAAACAUAAAUAAUUCAAAGAAAAUAUGUUUUUCGAUUAUUCACAUCACGGAUUGACCUUGAUAUAUAUUUUAUCAUUUGGUUGGACAUUUUCAGUAAUGUCAAUUCAUGUUCCCAUUGGGGAUCAAACUAAAACCCGUCAAGUCUUUCAGUGAGCAUUUAAACUUUAGCAUCCAAUGGUUUGUACAUUUAACCUCAAUCAAUUUGAGACAUUACGCAGCCAUCAUCCAGUGUCCACGGUGACGAAUUAAUUCAUACUUGACGUGGUUGAAAUCCACUAGCCAUGGGUAUUCACUAGAACUUCCGUAAUUACCUCAUGAAACUAGUCGAUAUGAGUACACGAUUCUUAUCAUUCUAUAAAAGGUUUGUGAGGAAUGUUAAGGUUUGGAGUUAACAUGAACUGACCUUUGUUAGAUAUGUAAAUCAUUUGAUGUCUGCUCAGUGGUCUAAAGGUUAAGUUCACACUGAAAGACGUGGAGGUUUUUAGUUCGAUUCCCGAUAGGAUCAUAGAUGGACAUUGUUGAAAUUUCCAUACUACGAUAAAUUAUAUAUCCAUUCUUUCCUGAUUUUCAACAGUUGUUUGACUAAAAUCAGUCCUUGAUAUGCACCAUAAGAAUUAGCAAUCUUCACAAAUCUACUAUCCGGUGAGAAGAUUUUUAAUGCAUUUACUUCAGCCAACUUGCUCAUAGGUAAAAUGGCUCAGAAAUAUAGAACUUCCUGUCAAAAUGUAUUAAUUUCGCUGCCUAAAAGAUUCAAAAUUAAUAAGUCACGCCGAAAUAAAUGACAACUAUAUUUAUUGUAAAAUGGAAAAUUAAAGAUAUGAUAAUAAGAUAGUGAAUAUGUCAGAGAAGAUGAAUAACUAACCUUUCGACUGUGAUAGUAAACCUAAAUCAUGUAAUUUGUGCUCAUAUCUUGGCAGUUGACUUGUUUCUUAGUAAUUCAUAACUACAAUCAGUAUUUUAUUGACAUUAAUGUACAUCACAAAGUGUUUACUUUUACAGUUUUUCAACGUCAUUGCAUUUUCGAUAGAUCCGAACGUCAUUACAGACCGUACUUUCCAUUAGUAUUUAGGAAUUCUGGUAUUUUAUUCUACGUUGAUGUCUUGAUUAGUGAGAAUGUUAUAGAGAUAAAAUCAGCGUUUUCGGUCAAAAUUGUUUGAAUGAUUUAGAUAAUCUAACUACCGUUAGAGCCGUAUGCAAGAGUCUGUGGUGUAAGAAAAAAAAUCCCGGAACCUUUAUGAAACUCCUAUACUAGUAACAUUCUUGUUUUGUUGUAGAUAUGGUUGGUCAAAAACGUGAAAAAAUCAUUUUAAUGUAAAGGUAAUCAAAUGAAUAGUUUUGGGGAUAGACUCAGAAGUAACUCAUGUAUAUUUGAUGUCUGUUCUUACUUAGUAAAGGUAUUUUCAAUAUAGGGAUUACGUAAUCAGUGAAGUGCUUUAUGUAAUAAAAAUUGUAUCCUUUAAUAACUUAAACAAUCGUUGGAAAUUACGUUACCAGUGGCUAAGUGUUGAUUAUCUAUUCUUAAAUGUCUCUCAUUGGACGUUUCCUAUGUUCACAAUUACGUAAAGAAAUAGUUAAUUCAACAGAUCAGUGAACUAUCCUUACAAUCUUUAAGAAUUCUGAUUAGAGUAGAUAAUUUUAUGGUAUAGAAACUAAAGCAUUGUGGUUAAAAUCGUUGAAACAGAAAUCAUAUUCAAAAUCUGUUUUUAAUCAAAGACUGUAAAAUAAUUAUCGUUAUUGUUUAGAUGUGUCCGAAAAAUCUUCAAUUCUUUAAGGUGCUUGUAGAACGGUUGUGACAAGAACACAAGUGGGGACAACCAGAGUAUCUCGAUAAAAUAUAAGAACCAUACACUGUAUACUUUGUUUGCAAAUAUCCAUCAGCUGUCCUUCACAUUCUGUUGGAUUCUUCAAGUUCAUAACUUCUUUAUAUUUUCCCUUUCAUUUUAUUCAACUCGAUCUUCUUGGCCUUCUGAUGCCAGGUUUUCCACUUCCUAUAUGUGUUAUAUGCUACUUAUGUCUGCCUGAAAUUAUCAGAGAGUAUUCAUCAUUUUACGUAAUAAAUCAGAUCAAUGACAUGUGGAUAUGAAAUAUGUUAAUUUCUAGUGUCAUCUCUGUAAAUGAAAAUUUAAUGAUUACAUGCAUACUAUGAAUCAUAAGAUUAUAACUAAAUUUCAAAUUGAUAGUUUUUAAUAUAAUAUUAAAAUAAAGAUAUGUUGUUCAGGUGAAUGCUUUCGAUAUAAUAUUGUAUGGUUUGAUACAUAUGUAUUUAAUACGCAGAAUAUUACAUAUAUUGUGAAAAUCACCUUUUUAUGGAUUUAAUAUAUAGAAAAAACGGUCUUAAGUAAUUUAUCAAUGCAUCAAGUUAAAAUAGAACAAAGAUUAGUGCAGAAUAAUGUGAAUUCAUUUUGUUUCGUCAGGUUCUCAUCAGCUGCUUACAACCUAGAAUAUUUGAAAAUCAGAGUUCUUUCAGAUAUUGACAUUGUCAAUAUUUAAUUUGAACGGAAACAUGCACACUUUUUCUGAGGAAACAGCAGUGAUAUCCAGUACGCGUUCCAUUUCGUCCUAUUUAAAACUCGUCAGCUGGAUGUACCUGCAUCCCAGAGUUCAUGUUCACUUCACGACUCAAACCCAGUACCAUUCGCAUCAAACAUAAAUGGGAAGAUUCAAAUAAACAAUACAAAAUGAAUUAUAAUUUCACUCUUAUGAACAAGUAAGUGACCAUCAGGACUCAGUAGCUAGGUGGAUAACGCGAUGAUGAUUGAAGUGGACGGUACUGGGUUCGAGUUUCGGUGUGAACAUCAACUCUGGGAUACAGGUAAGUCCAUCUGACGAGUUCUUAAUAGAAGGAAACGCUCGUCCUGGAUUACAUUGCUUGCCACUAACCAUAUUUGCAUAUAAUGAUUGUGUUAAUUUAUUUCGGUUAUUUAUUUACCUGACGAAGUGGCUUACAUUAGGUCACGAAAAGUCGGAAAUAAAAUUUUCUACUCAUUGCGAUAUAACAGAAAAUAUAUUUAUUAUUAACUUUCUACCAGAUGCUCAGUUUAUUCAAAACUAUCAAGUCCAACCUUGACACUGAUAUAUAUAUCCUUUGUCAGUAUAUACAACAUGUAACAUAAUCUAUGUUUUAUAUAGUAGUAAUUCACAGAAACUAAUAUACGCAACCAAAGUGUAAUAUAUUCCUGUGAACUACAAAUUAAUUAUUUCCAGAUUACAAGUGUGAAGGUAUUUCAGCAUCAUUUAUCUAUUUUUCCAAACUUUGGUGGAUGGGCAGCAGAUAAUAAUUUAAGCUAGUUUCCUUAUUCAAACUCAAAAUAUCUCCUUUUCUAUCAAUUCUUGAUUUCUUAAUUGUUAGGUUCCCUUUCUUUAUACAUAAUUAUUUGUUAUAUUCUUCAUAGUUUUUAGUAUGAAUUUGUCAUCUGGAUUUUAAUGUUAUUCUCAUGUUAUAAUUGAAAGCUUUGAGUCUUAUACAAGUGUGGAAGUUACUUGUUGAAAAGCUACUCCCACUAAGUAUUUCAAUAUAAAAUUCUACAAAAUAAAUUUCUAUCAGUUAAUUACUUUAUACUGAAUUUGUCUGAUCAAUCUGACUAAUAGUAUUAAGUAUGCAUUGUUUCCAUCAAUAAGGUCUUCAAUAGUUUAUUCGCAAAGAUUUUAUAAAAAACAAUAUCAUGGGAAAUUUUAUAGCGAUUAUCUUUUUAAGCCAUAAAUGAUAUCACGGAAACUAUCACGUUGAUAAUUUGGUCGUUGUAAAUUAUUGUCUUAUUUGAUUAUUAUUACAAAGAAUUUUGUAUUCAUUUUUCUAUUGAUAAUUCAAUGACCAUCUUAU